AUGAGCAACUUAUUCAACAAUAAGGCUUUUGCCAUCAAGGCAACGCCGGCCAGAAUCAGAACUGAGAGGGUGCGAGGCAAGCCAAAACCAGUACCAAUACUAUCAAAGUCCAAGUCAAGCACAACGCUAAAAGAAGAAAAUAUUACACCCAAAUGUAUAGCCAAAAAUCUUCAGACUUACUCUAAGGCAAAACUUUCCUCCGUCAAGUCUAGCAAAUACGAGUGUACCCAUGACAAAUCCAAACGGAAAUUACCACUACGUAGAACACCUGCUCCUCAGCAUCCCCUCAGCUCAGACUCCAGCGACGCAGAAUACGUCCCCGAUCUUAAAACUCCAGCAUGCACGCGUCAGAAAAUGAUAAAAUAUGCAAACAAGAAGCGAAAACUUAAUUUAGAGGACGCUUUCUCGGUAAACCAAAGCGAAUCACUCGAAAUAAUACAUGCAGCAGAUAUUACAAGCGUUGAUAAGAGGCCCAAGAUGGAUAGGAAUGAAUUUACUGCAGUCGUAAUGGUCCAGGUUCAAUAUCCCAGUGCCUCUCAGCUUGAAAGAUAUGUCUUGAUUCCCGGAGAUAAUUUCAAUCCAGUUCAAGAAAUAAUCAACGUUAUCACAAACGUACUAGAAUUAUAUUUUUCAGAAGAACAGGAAAUUCCGCUGAAAGGUCCUGAUAAUGGAAUUAUACGAAGAUUGACAAAAGCUUACAACCUACACACAAAAAGAAGCUCAGAUAAUAAUUUUCUAAAAGAUUUCAAGGAGGCAGUAGAGGCAUACAACUCCUCGUUACAAAGGCUACUGAAGGACGGCUCAAUCGGCAAACGUCUUGACUCAACUCAAACAUUGCCCCUUGAUAUGGUUGAGUGUAUCCUCCAGCAAGUAUAUGCCCGCACUGUGUCACCAAAGGUCAAUAUACUGAAACAGUAUGAAAACGGAACGGACAACAUAUAUGGCGAACUUCUCCCACCUUUCAUAUCCAGAAUAUUAGCUGAAGCAAGCCUGACAUGCGAAGAUGUCUUUGUAGACUUAGGCUCUGGUGUCGGAAAUGUCGUCUUGCAAGCUGCAUUAGAAUUUGGGUGUGAAAGCUGGGGGUGCGAGAUGAUGCUAAAUGCAUGUACGCUUGCAGAAGCUCAAAGUAAAGAGUUCAACGCUAGAUGUAGACUGUGGGGCAUCAAAUCAGGUCGCGUUAAUUUAGAAUGUGGCGACUUCCUCGAAAAUCCAAGAAUUUUGGCCGCUAUGAAAAGAGCAGAUGUUAUACUUGUCAAUAACCAGGCUUUCACGCCCGAGCUAAACCAGAAACUGAAAGAUCUUUUCCUAGAUUUUAAGAACGGCUGUAGGAUUAUCUCACUGAAACCUUUUGUGUCAACGGGGCAUCAAAUAUCAUCUCGAAAUUUGUGGGACCCAGCCAAUUUGCUGGACGUCACAGAAGGAGAGUAUCACAGUGGGUCAGUCAGCUGGACAGAUACAAGUGGCACAUACUACAUAGCGCGAAAAGAUGAGAAACGGCUGCAUAAUAUUUGUGAAAUUUGA
Messenger RNA from Blumeria graminis f. sp. triticale, 1521 nucleotides. The record is from the annotation of a GenBank genome assembly. Lineage: Eukaryota; Fungi; Ascomycota; Leotiomycetes; Helotiales; Erysiphaceae.